AUGGAGCAGAUACAGGAGCAGAUGGCUGAGAUGCGAACUCAGUUAACUGAACAGAUGAAUGCGCAUAUGGCACAGUUUAUGGAGGCGUUGGCUAACGUCACUAGAGGUCAAGAGGAUCUACAAGUUCUCGUCGAGAAUUCCAGGAGGACUGAGAAUGAUGGACAGCAGUAUGGUUUGUAUGAUGAUGUGUCGGGCCGUAUUGAUGAUCAUCAUGAUGAGAAUGAGUCAGGCGUCCUCACUAUGCAUAGUGCUGAGGGUGCGCAGGAGGAAGUUGAAAGGUAUCGUCUCAUUGAGAAACGCUUGAGGGCCGUUGAAGGUAAGGGUGUGUUGGGUAUGGAUAUUAAUGAUCUAGGUUUGGUGCCAGGCGUGAGGAUUCCGCCAAAGUUCAAGGUUCCGACUUUUGACAAGUACAACGGAGCUACCUGCCCAAUGACACAUGUCAAAGCAUAUUACCGGAAAAUGUAUGUGUAUUCCGAAGAUGAGGGAUUUUUGAUGCACUUCUUCCAAGAUAGCUUGGCUGGAGCUUCUUUGGAGUGGUAUGUGCAACUCGAGCGCACUCAUAUCCAUUCAUGGAGAGAUCUUGUCGAGGCUUUCGUUAAGUACUAUCAGUACAAUGUUGACAUGGCACCGAAUAGGACUCAAUUGCAGAGUUUGGUUCAGGGGUCCAAAGAAUCUUUCAAGGAGUACGCUCAGAAAUGGCGUGAGUUAGCUGCAAGAGUUCAGCCGCCAAUGACUGAACGCGAGAUAAUUGAUAUGUUCGCGAGUACUCUGUUGGGACACUACUAUCUGGCUUGUAGUACGUCUGCAACAUUUUCCGCAAUGGCUAGGUGCGGCCAACGUGUGGAGAUGGGCUUGAAAAUGGGAAAGAUUCAAAUAGGUACUUCUCAGGGCAUAGCAAGUGGCAAGAGACAAUCAGAGGGUUAUGCCAGAAAGAAGGAAGGGAAUGCAGAUGCUGUGUAUGGAAAAGGAAACCAAGGAAGAAGUAAUCCUCAGGUGAAUGCCGUUACUAUUCCCGUGCCUCAACAACAACAGCAGCAGGGGCAACAUCCUCAGUAUCAGAACAAUCGAUACCCUCCGAGGGCUAGACCUAAUAGGCACUUUGAUCCAAUUCCCAUGACGCAGUCUCCAAGUUAUAAUGCAAAUGCCCGUUGUGCUUUUCACUCUGGUGGUGUUGGGCAUGAUACUGAGAAGUGUAUCGCUCUGAAAAACAAGGUUCAGGACUUGUUAGAUCAAAAGGUUAUUCAAUUCACUCCGACACCGAACAUUGUCAAUAAUCCCAUGCCUGCCCAUGGCGGAGGUUCGGGUGUGAAUGCUAUUGAGAAUGAAGAGAUAAGUGUUGUAUAUGAUGUGGGAUGUUUGACUUUUCCUCUCGUGUCUGUGAAACAACAUCUGGUUAAUAGUGGCAUCUUCCCGGGCUGUGGUGUCGACUGUGAGAAUUGUAAGAAUCAACCUGGGGGUUGUAUUGAUUUGAAGAGUAUGGUUCAGAAAUUAAUGGACGAAGGUCCUCUCCAGUUCUAUAGAAAGAGGAGAAACGCGAGGGUUGCAAACGAUGAGGCGGUGGUAAUUGACAUCCCAUAUGAACCUGUGGCUCCUAUCAGUAUUCAGGUGCUUGUUCAUAUACCUAUCGCCAUUCCCUAUGCAGAGCAAUCGGCGGCAUUGGUGAUCACUGUUCCUGGGCCAUAUCCAUAUGAGAGUGAGAAGGCCGUUCCUUGGCAUUAUGGCUCAGAUGUGUAUUACUACGGUACGAAGAAAGAGGGUGAGUUGAAAGACAAUUUUGUGAAGGCCGCAGUUGCAAAUGCCGAUAAUUUUGCUGGUGCCGGUAGGAUUACUCGUAGUGGCAGAGUUUUCUCUCCUCAGCUUGUACAAAACAAUGCAGAUGCUUCGGCUAAGGCCAAAGUCAAACAAGUGGUGGUUGAUAGCCAGAACUCUUCGGUUCAGAAUGGGGCACCUGACAGUGCUGUGUCUUCCAAGAACGUGGAGGAGUUGUUGAGAAUCAUCAAGAAGUCUGAUUACAAAGUUGUUGAGCAGUUGGGUCAGACCCAAUCAAGGAUUUUCAUCUUGCAAUUGUUGAUGUGUUCGGAGGUUCAUAGAGACGCUCUCUUGAAAAUCCUGAAUAAUGCUUAUGUACCGCACGAAAUAUCCGUGAACCAGUUAGAGGCGGUGGCCAAUAACAUUUCAGCUGGAAAUGGUUUGGGAUUUACUGAUCGUGAUCUUCCUCCUGAGGGGAGAAACCAUAACAAGGCAUUGCAUAUUUCGAUGGAGUGUAAGGGGACGACCUUGUCUCGUGUCCUGGUUGAUACAGGUUCUUCCUUGAAUAUGCUUCCCAAAUCGGCCCUUAUGAGAAUUGACUAUGCUGGUGUUGAGUUGAGGCCCAGUGAGUUAGUGGUACGCGCUUUUGAUGGUUCAAGGAGGUCUGUGUUUGGAGAGGUAGAUCUUCCAAUCCAAGUUGGUCCUCAGAUCUUCACUACAACUUUUUAUGUAAUGGAUAUUCAACCUGCUUACUGUUGUCUGUUGGGACGACCCUGGAUUCACAAGGUCGGCACUGUGACAUCCACUCUUCAUCAGAAGUUGAAGUAUCCAGUCGAUGGUAAAGUGGUGACAGUUUGUGGUGAGGAAGAUUACAUCGUGAGUCACCUGUCUUCUUUCCGAUAUGUGGAGAUCGAAGUUGAAAUACAUGAGACGCCAUUCCAAGCGUUCGAAGCCGUGAAUAUUGUGAGAACUCCUCUUUGUGAGAUCACGAAACCAUAA
Vicia villosa (hairy vetch) is the source of this 2748-nucleotide messenger RNA. RefSeq lists its product as uncharacterized. Lineage: Eukaryota; Viridiplantae; Streptophyta; Magnoliopsida; Fabales; Fabaceae. The record is from RefSeq and is a predicted model, not a curated record. Gene Ontology annotation, molecular function: aspartic-type endopeptidase activity. Gene Ontology annotation, biological process: proteolysis. The transcript has 3 exons. The coding region runs from base 1 to 2748 and encodes 915 amino acids.